AUGUCGACUCAACAUCUAUACGGUACACCCGCUCCUCAACCAUCCGACCAAAAUCAAAACACUUCCACUCCAUCUUCCUCAGCACCUGAGAAACUCCAUCUCACUUCUCACAAUCAAUACAAGACCCCUCGACUCCUUCGAGACAAUCUUCACGCCAAUCCUCUAAUCCAAUUCAACAGCUGGCUCUCUGCCGCACUCGAUCCCAAGGAUGGUCAACCCAUCGUAAAAGAACCAGAGGCUAUGACUUUAUCUACCUCUUUACCAAAUGGUAUACCAUCAUCUAGGAUCGUCUUACUGAAAACGGUAGAUGAGAAAGGAUUUGUUUUCUUUACGAAUUACAAUUCACGUAAAUCCCAAGAACUGUCCAAUAACCCUUAUGCAAGUUUGGCAUUUUACUGGAGAGAGGUAUCUCGUCAGGUUAGAGUGGUGGGUAAAGUCGAGAAAGUGAGUAGGGAAGAAUCGGAAGAGUACUUCAAGAGUAGACCUAGAGGCAGUCAGGUGGGUGCAUGGGCCUCCCCACAGAGUAGUAUUGUCCAGGAAGGGGAGGUGCAACAGAUUGUCGAUGAGAAAACUAAGGAGUUUGGGGAAGCAAUGGAGAUCGAUUGUCCGCCGCAUUGGGGUGGAUGGAGAGUCGUACCCUUCGAAGUCGAAUAUUGGUCUGGUCAACCAUCACGAUUACACGAUAGGUUCAGAUAUACCAGACCUCAAGACUCACAGGAGAGUCAAUGGGAGAUUAACAGGUUAGCUCCCUGA
Messenger RNA from Kwoniella botswanensis, 753 nucleotides. Its product is annotated as pyridoxamine 5'-phosphate oxidase. The coding region runs from base 1 to 753 and encodes 250 amino acids. Gene Ontology annotation, molecular function: FMN binding; pyridoxamine phosphate oxidase activity. The record is from RefSeq and is a predicted model, not a curated record. NCBI's taxonomy places the organism in Eukaryota, Fungi, Basidiomycota, Tremellomycetes, Tremellales, Cryptococcaceae. Gene Ontology annotation, biological process: pyridoxine biosynthetic process. The transcript is spliced from 2 exons.